Molecule: messenger RNA, 1080 nt
Organism: Brassica napus (rape)
Lineage: Eukaryota; Viridiplantae; Streptophyta; Magnoliopsida; Brassicales; Brassicaceae
Exons: 3
Coding region: 23-901 (292 amino acids)
Source: RefSeq, a predicted model, not a curated record
CGCUUCCGCACUGAACAAGAAGAUGACUCUAACUCUAAGCAUGGCGGAUACUCUAAUCAACAACUCCCAAGAAACGGAUUACACCUACGAUCAUCAUCCCGAGGAAGAUAACGCUCCCAUCGACCUCUCUCUCCUCCGCAUCAACAGCUUCAACAACUCCUCAGAUCGCCGCCGCGCGAACUCCUCUCCUCCUCAGUUUCCCUCUCACGGAUCGUUCUCCUCUUCCUCCGCCGCCGCCACAAGCCCCGUGAAACGCCCCUCACCGGAGCCGAGAGAAGCCGACGAGCCGAGGCGCAAGAAGCUGUUUCCUUCCCCGCCGGAGACUAAGGAAGACGAAGAGAUGUCUAACCGCCUGGGCUACAAGAAGGUCCCGCUUCCUGCGGAUUGCAAUCCGGCGCGAAUCCGUUCGUCUCCUGUCUACAAUCGAUCUCUCUCCGAUAGAUUCGCUUCGACCGGUUAUACUCGUGGCGGCGUUGGUCAAGAGACAGCACCGUCGGGUAACAUCGUCUCUUCUCUGCCGCCGCGGCCGCGGAAACCGGUGUUUCGGAGGUCAGUCUCCGAUCUUUCGCCGGCACCUUCUCGCUACACCGCGAUUGAUGAAGCUGAUCUUGCGAAUCAAGAAACCUCUGAAGCCAAUAAGAUGCUCUAUGUGAUCAAGGAUGGAGUUCGUGAGUUGGAUCAGUGGUGUAACAAGCUCUUACACUACAGUGAAGCUGUGAAACAAGACGACACUCCCAAGGAAGAAGUUGAGCCGCAAGAGGAGGAGCAAGAGAAAGAGUGUAAAGAAGGCGUGAAGGUGGACAGAGUGGGCGAGGCGUUUGUGGUUGAGAUCAACUGUCCCUGCGGAAGAAACUACCGAACUCUCUUCUCUGGCCGUGACUGCUACUACAAGCUCUUGUAGAGAAUUGGUUCGACAUUCUUUGAUCAUCAAUCAUAAGUGGAAGGAUCUCUCAUCACAAAGCUUCUGUAGAUAAGGCAUACGCACACACUGUUUACGUGCUUGCAGAUACUACACAUUGUUCCAUACGCAUUGUUUCGUUCUCUGUAUAGAUAGUAGUAGCUAUACAACAUUGUCAUACC